AUUUUUAUUCAAUAAGAUUUUAAUUUUUUUGAAAUUUUUUGUAAAUUUUAAAAGAAAAUUAUAAAAUAAUUUGAUAAUUUAGAUAAUAGAAAGGGAAUUAGAAUAAAAUGAAUAGCAGAGAUCGUCUUAAUUAUUCUGAAAAUCAGCAAUUAUUAAAUUCUGAUAACAAAAGGAGAUAUUCAAGAAGUUAAAUGGAAAGAGGGUCAUACGAUUAAAAUAAAUCUCCUAAUGAUAUUGAUUAUUAUGAGCCAAGACCAGAACGUAAAGUAAAGGAGUUAAAAGAGCAUACAUAGUUGCGUACUUAAUUGAUAGACCAUACUGGUUAUUUGCAAGAUAAGAUCUAUACAACAUGCUAUCCUCUAGGAGCUAAAAUUUCUUAAACUUUCAAAUCUAUAUUCAGAAAAGGAGAUACAUAUGUUUAAAUUUUAGAAGAAACCAAAAAAAUAGUUUAAAAAGAUAUUCCUGACGAUAAGCCAUCAUUGCCAAAUAAAAUUUUAUAAUUAAAAAUAAAUGAAAUAUCAAAUCAGGAGCUUGAUCCUAAUUUAUCUCAUCCGUUUGUUCGUGUACACAUAGUUGACAUGAAAAACGGUAUUUAUGUUUAAAAAUCUAAAAAUGAUCGCGAUUGCUUAAUUAGAGGUGAAUCUUUAGCAAUAUUUGAUGAAACAAAAAAGGAAUAUGAAUCAUUUAAAAAUGAUUUAAUUUACUCUUUCGCUACAAAUUGUGUUGAUCUGAGAGAGGCAGGAGGAGCCCGUGCUAGAUGGAAUGAAACUUUUUUGAUCAAUGAGGAGAUUGAUAAUAUACUAAAAGAAGAUAUUAUAAUCCUAUUUGAAGUACUUGAUUUUAAUCCUAAGCAACUUUAAACCAGAGAUUUUAACAAUCUAGACCAAGAUCAUUAUUAUAAGGUAGCUUGGGGAUAUAUUAGACCAAUAGGCUUAGCAAAAACUCACUUCGGAUUAUCAAAAGUUUAGUUAUACAAGUAUAUAUUUGAUUCUUAAAAGCUUAACCCCAAGCAAAGAAGGCAUUUUAUUCCUCUCGUUUACUUUGACUUCAUAUGGCCUAACAAAACCAAUUAUGAAGGAUUUCUAUCUGUUUAAAUUUCUCCAAUUGAUGCACCUCCAGAAAUAAGAGUUCCAUAUAAAGCAAUGAAUGUUUUUGAAAUUGAAUCAGAUGAUCAUUUUUAUGGAGGGUCUAGAAUUACUAAAAGCAGGCUUAAAGAUUAGAUGGCUCGAGAAUACGAAGAUGAAAUACUAGAUAAGGAAAAAGAAAAGGGAAGGAGAAUUCGUGAACCUAACAAACCUUGUAUAUUCCCUGAUAAACUUAUGAAGAAAUUCAUAUCAGCUGAAUUAGGUUGUUUUAGAUUGUCUUUUAGUCCGAAUGGAAAGAUAUUGGCAGCUGCUUGCACAAAGAAAAAUGGUGAGACAAUAAUUAAAUUCUUCGAUGUUGAUGAAAGCUUUGCUUAAAUUUAUCAGUAUAGAGGACAUACUAAUUUGAUUCAUUGUAUGGACUGGAUGAGAAGCACAAAAAAUUACACUUUACUUUCUACUUCAUCUUCUGAUUUCUCCAAUAAAGUAUGGAAAGUUCCUUUCUACUCAUAAACUGAUGAGUAUAUUGAUGAAGAUGACAGUGAAGAAUAUUAUCUAUCAGCAAACAUCCACCAUCCUUCAUAUGUCUAUUGCAGUAAGUUCUAUCCACUAAGAAAGGGAAGUAGCAAUCUUCUCUUAGUAACAGGCUGUUUUGAUUCUUACGUUCGUUUCUUUUUCAUAAACCAAGAAGCGAUAGGAUAAAAACUAGAAUGCUAGCACAAGAUUUUAAUAAGUUAAGGAGGAGAAUUCGAAUAAUAUAAUAAUUUGUUAGAUCAUAGACAUCCAAAUUGCAUAGAGUUCGAUUCACAAUCGCUUAUGUUUGUUGGAGAUUCUCUUGGUCUUAUUCAUCUUUAUAUUGUGACUAGUGUGUUGGAUGAUCCAAGAAGUGUUUAAAAACAAAGAAUUAUUGAAAACCCAAAUUUAAAAGGAGAUCCUAUUAGCUAGUUGCAUUAUAUAUAGAAUAAAAAAUACCUGAUUGUCCACUCUAGAAAUAACUGCAUUUGGAAUGUAGAAAUAUAAAAUAAACCCACUAUUACAAACAAGUAUAUUGGUUCAUUUUCUUCAAAGUUUCCUGUGCACUCUUGCGUUUCUCCAGAUGAAAUAUGGAUAUUAAGUGGGUCUGAAGAUGGUAAACUUCACUUAUGGGGAUUAGAAGACAAAGGCUAUGACGAUUAUAGCAUUCGUUCAAAUUUAGAUAGAAUCAAUGCUCUUGAGUAUAAUAUUGAUGGUGUAAUAUCAGAUGUUUCCUGGAAUAGUACCUAUCACAUGAUAGCAGUAUGUGGUUUUGGAAAAGACCAUCCUAUUGGUGUUUAUUACUUCGAAAAAGAAACAGAUCUCACUUUAGCACAAUAUAGAGACUUGAAAGAUAAACUUGAUCAGCAAGAAAAAAUGAGAAUGCAAUUCGAUUUAGAUCAAGAGUAUCAGCAAGAUCCUUAUGAUCCAAAAAUCAAUAGAUAAUACUAAAAUAACUAUUACACUACGUAUUGAAAUAGUUUAGCAAAAUUUGCUAUAAUUUGAUCUUGAAAAUUAAAUAAAUUAAAAAUAAAAUUCAUCAAGAAAUCAAAUUAAAAAGCAAAUCUAGGUACAAAAAAAAAAAAAAAUAAAUAUAAAAUAAUAAAGGUCUAAAUCAUUUUCCUAGCGUUUAAUAAAUUAUUAAAGUAGUUACUUUUUAUGUGUAUAUAGUAAACAGUUUUAUUUUGUAUGCUUUAGAUUCCUGGGCAAU
Messenger RNA from Tetrahymena thermophila SB210, 2805 nucleotides. Its product is annotated as WD domain, G-beta repeat protein. Gene Ontology annotation, molecular function: protein binding. Gene Ontology annotation, cellular component: ciliary basal body. Gene Ontology annotation, biological process: motile cilium assembly. NCBI's taxonomy places the organism in Eukaryota, Ciliophora, Oligohymenophorea, Hymenostomatida, Tetrahymenidae. The record is from RefSeq and is a predicted model, not a curated record. The transcript is spliced from 11 exons.